Messenger RNA from Anopheles maculipalpis, 1687 nucleotides. It is a transcript of the gene RabGGTa, whose product is annotated as geranylgeranyl transferase type-2 subunit alpha. Gene Ontology annotation, molecular function: Rab geranylgeranyltransferase activity. Gene Ontology annotation, cellular component: Rab-protein geranylgeranyltransferase complex; cytoplasm. Gene Ontology annotation, biological process: protein geranylgeranylation. Bases 77 to 1609 code for a protein of 510 amino acids. The transcript has 3 exons. NCBI's taxonomy places the organism in Eukaryota, Metazoa, Arthropoda, Insecta, Diptera, Culicidae. The record is from RefSeq and is a predicted model, not a curated record.
GCACGGACGAUUAAAAGUGCGUACCAGUGCGGAGGAAGCGGCCCGCAAGAAGCUGGAACAGCAAGCAAAGGUCAAAAUGUUCCGCGCCGCAAUGGGUCGUAUUUUCGAGAAGAAAUCCACCCAAGAGUAUGAUACCGAAAUGAUGGACCUAACGACGAAACUGUUGGGAAACAAUCCGGACAUUGCGACCCUAUGGAAUUUGCGUCGGAUGUGCAUUUUAGCGCUAAAAGAAUCAGACACUGACGACAUUCAGAGUGUUUUCGAUAAGGAUCUUGGCUUUACGGAAAUGUGUCUUAUGGUGAACCCGAAAUCGUACUGUGCAUGGCACCAUCGUUGCUGGAUAUUGGAAAAUGCACCCACCGCCGAUUGGCAAAAGGAGGUAGAAUUGUGCACAAAGUAUUUGAAGCUGGACGAGCGUAAUUUUCACUGCUGGGACUAUCGGCGGUAUGUGGUGGAAAAUGCGAAAGUAACUCCGGAGAAAGAGUUUGCAUUCUGUACGGAAAAGAUCGAGAAAAACUUUUCCAACUACUCGUCGUGGCAUUAUCGGAGCAAACUGCUGCCGGUGCUCUACCCAAACGUGGAUGAUCCAAGCCGUCCGAUAAGCGAUGAGAAGUUGAAGGAAGAAUUGGAACUAGUCCUGACCGCAGCGUUUACCGAUCCGAACGAUAGCAGUGCUUGGUUUUAUCAGCGCUGGUUGCUCGGCUAUUCACAACCCGAGCUUGAUGUGGCCACCUGUCGGGUGGAUGUGAGGCAAAACUUGGCUGUACUGUCGUUCAGUGUACCCAUCGACCUAACUUCCGGUGGAUAUAAGUUGGACGUGCCGUGCUGUGAUAAGUGCAACGAUAUUAGCGAUUGGAUGCCAGCUACUGAAGGAAACAAUUUUGAUACAACUUGGAUAAUGAAAGGCACAUUCAUUGUUAAGGAAGAAAGAGGCGCAACUGUUACUCUCAUCACACCGAGUGACGUAAAACACGUACUCAACCUCCACACCGUAUCCCGGGAAGGGGUGAUCGGUGUAAAAAAACCAAAGUUUGGCUAUGAGUUUGGGUCUGGUAUCGUGGACGUGCUGAAAGCACAGCUCGCUUCCUGCCAAGAACUGUUGGAGUAUGAACCGGACAGCAAAUGGACGCUGCUUACUGCCGCACUACUGAUGAAAGCGAUUGAUCGACGCGGAUAUUACGAAACGAUCCGUCAGCAUCUGGCAAAGCUCGAAACGGUCGACGCACUCCGGAAAGGAUACUAUUUGGAUCUUGCUAGCAAAUGGUCUAUCGAAAAUCGGUUAGAAGAAUGGAUUGAAGCUGGCAAGUUCGGUAUGGAAAUUGAUCUAUCCGGUCUUCAGUUGACCGUCCUGAACUAUGUGCAAUACCUCGCUACAGCGGAUGCGAUCAAUUUGAGCAGAAAUCGAUUGAUAGAUCGUAAUUUGGGUGUGCUGGGAGGGUUGGUGUUUUGCAGAAAACUCAAUUUAGAAGACAAUGCAUUGCAAACUGGUGCAGCAAUACAGAAACUCUCGCUUGUGGAUGAAAUUGUACUGAAAGGUAAUGAGCAGCUUGUAAAGAACAAUGCAAUGGUGGAAGAAUUGCGAACCAAAGUAAAGAGCCUGGUGCUUUAAGUACAUUCCUCUUAGGUAAAGGGAACAAUUACUAUGUGAAUUUAAGCACAAAUAAAUAUUUCUUCAAAGCACGCAUAC